CUUCCACUGAAGAGCGGUGAUCAGAUGCUCCCGUCUGCGAGUGUUAGAGUUUGGAGGAUGCUGACGCUUGUCUGCGCGAUGAUGUGCGUCUCCUCAUGCGUCGCACUGUGUCCGUCGCGCUGCGAGUGUUUUGAUAUUGAACAUACGGUGCGAUGCGCGUCUGCCGCGCUGUUCCGAGUCCCCGCGGCGAUCCCGAGCGACACGAUCAGCCUGAUCAUCACUGGAAACACGAUUCACAGACUCGAGCACGGCGCGUUCAACGGACUAAAGAACGUCACACACCUGAACCUGAUGAAUAAUGGCAUUAUGGAGGUUGGAUCGCAUGCGUUCUCCUCACUGCACAUGCUGCGUUCUCUAAUCCUGAACAACAACCAGCUGGUGCUCAUCCAUCCAGAGGCGUUCUCCGUGCCUGGAAGCCCCCUGCAGGAGCUCAGCCUUCGCUCGUCUCUCUACAACUACACAUCUCUGACUGACCUCAUCACUGCCCUGCGAUGGGGCGAGCUCACAAAUCUGCUGCGCCUUGACUUGUCGGACAACCACCUUGUCCUCUUACCCCCGGGGAUGUUCUCUCCACUGCCAAACCUGCAGCAUCUCCAUCUGAACAACAACUCUCUGGUGGCCAUCUACAACAGCACUUUCUCUGGUAUCGAGCAACUUUUGGAGCUGGACUUGAGCAGGAAUGCGUUUAGAACUAUCAGCGACGAGGGUCUUUACGAGUUGGAGCGACUCGGUCCGGUCCGUCUGAUGUUGGGUCAGAAUCCGUACGUGUGCACAUGUGAAGCACAAGAGUUUGCGAACUGGCUAAACGGUUCAAAGGUCAAGGUGGGCGACGCAGACAGGCUGUAUUGCGAAUACCCCCCAGCGCUGCGUGAAGUGUCUUUGCGGGUUGUCACUGCACAGGCGUUGGGGUGUUACGGUAAACCGCACGAAGAGAUUACAGACUUGUCCCUAAAUACUUCCUACGUGUUCCUUGGAUUGGUGCUGGGAUUCGUUGGCAUGGUAUUUCUAUUCGUCGUCUACCUCAACAGAAAGGGUAUCAAGAAAUGGAUCACAGACAUACAUGAAGCAUGCCAAAAUGUGCUGGAGGGGUAUCAUUAUCGGUACGAAAUCGACUCUGACCCACGACUGGGGCGUGUUGCAAACAUUCGGCAGGGUCAGCCUCGAAUGGACCCACAUUUGGGGCACAUCCCUUCUGACUCCCGUAUCACACAGAUUCCAUCGGAUGUGACACUAUAACUGGAUUGCACAAUGAACCCAUUUUUAAAAUUUUAGAAAAAUAUAUUUCAGUCUGUAGCAAAGUGGACUUUUUUUCUAGACCAAAUCAAGGAAAUCAUGUCAUUGAGACUAGUGGUCAGUAGAUACCAUUAACUAGAGAGAUGGCUGGCUGAUGGCUUAUGUAAUUCCAAUAUAUGCAUGCAUGAUGUAGGCUAAUAUACGUUAGAUUGGACAACAUCCACCAGUGCAAUAUGAGUGCACUCAUAUUUUUGCACUCAAAACAAGGACAAAUUGUUAAAGCAUAUCCUUUAUCUACUGUGUCAAUGUGUAGGAUUACAGUAGCAUUAACCAACAUGGACUAAAAGCCACAAACCCUACAUGUACAUCUGGUUACCGUGAUUUUGCCAAGUAAGACCUAUUCCUGGAUCAAAAUACUUACUGCUAAUCCUGGAACAACAUCCCUGUCAGAAGUCCUAACUCUAUCCCU
Pimephales promelas (fathead minnow) is the source of this 1702-nucleotide messenger RNA. It is a transcript of the gene tpbg1a, whose product is annotated as trophoblast glycoprotein 1a. Gene Ontology annotation, molecular function: protein binding. The record is from RefSeq and is a predicted model, not a curated record. Lineage: Eukaryota; Metazoa; Chordata; Actinopteri; Cypriniformes; Leuciscidae. Gene Ontology annotation, biological process: negative regulation of canonical Wnt signaling pathway. Gene Ontology annotation, cellular component: plasma membrane.